AUGGCGUCCAAAGUAACAGAUGCAAUAGUUUGGUACCAGAAAAAGAUUGGAGCCUAUGACCAGCAAAUAUGGGAAAAAUCCGUAGAACAAAGAGAAAUAAAGUUCAUUAAAAUGGGUUUACGGAACAAGCCAAAGAAAACCGGGCAUGUAAAGCCAGACCUAAUUGAUGUGGAUCUUGUCAGAGGGUCUGCAUUUGCAAAAGCAAAACCUGAAAGCCCAUGGACAUCUCUGACAAGGAAAGGAAUUGUUCGUGUUGUUUUUUUUUUCCUUUUUUCUUUAGAUGGUGGCUUCAAGUUACUUCAAAGGUCAUCUUUCUUUGGUUGCUUUUACUAUAUCUUCUUCAAGUUGCCUCAGUAGUUCUAUAUACCAUUUCACCCGGGCCUCACUGUGUUUCCUUUACUGAAGUUAUUGGACCAAUAUGGCUUAUGCUUCUCCUUGGAACAGUGCAUUGCCAGAUUGUAUCAACAAGGACUGUUAAAUCACCUCCAGUUAUAGGCGGAAAAAGAAGAAGGAAAUUAAGAAAAGCAGCACAUUUGGAAGUACAUAGGGAAGGCGAUGGCUCUAGUACUACAGAUAAUACACAGGAGGGAACUUUGCAGAACUACGGUACAAGCUCCUCUUACAGUAUUGGCACAGUCUUCAGAGAUAUCUGGCAUGCUGCUUUCUUUUUAUCAGGUUCAAAGAAGUCAAAAAAUUCCAUCGACAAAUCUACAGAAACUGACAAUGGUUACGUAUCAUUAGAAGGGAGGUUGACAGGUAAAAGCAGUGAAGAUGGGGUACACAUUCAUGAGCCUCAUAGUGAAACAGUCAAUUCUGAAGAGACCACAUGGGCAGCAGGAACUAACAGGAAUCAUCAUCAAGCCAAGCCAAUAUACAACAAAACCAAAAUGGAUGCACAGAGAUCCUUGGCUAAUGUCUCUGAUGAGGUUUCCAGUGAAGAUGAUCCUAGCACAGGAUAUAUUGCACGGCGUAACAUGGAUCGGCCUCAUAAUGACAGUGCACUCAGAAACCGAAAGUCUCAUCAUUACAAAAAGCACUAUACAGCAGAGGAUAUGCAGAAAUCAGGCACCAGCUGUAGUUCCCGCUGUUCGAGUUCCCGACAAGAUUCUGAAAGCACCAGACCAGAGUCAGAAACUGAAGAUGUUUUGUGGGAAGAUUUGCUGCACUGUGCAGAAUGUCGUUCCUCCUGUAGCAGUGAGACAGAUGCCGACACUAAUCAUGGCAACUUAUGCAUGAAGAGGGAGUAUAGGGAUGAUCCUUUUCAUCAGAGUCAUCUACCUUGGCUGCACAGUUCUAAUCCUGGGCUUGAGAAAGUCAGUGCCAUUGUGUGGGAAGGAAAUGACUGCAAGAAAGCAGAUAUGUCUGUUUUGGAGAUCAGUGGAAUGAUAAUGAACAGAGUGAACAACUAUACCCCAGGAAUUGGAUAUCAGAUUUUUGGGAACUUUAUCUCUCUAAUUCUGGGUCUGACUCCAUUUGCAUUUAGACUGUCUGAAUCAAGGGACUUGGAGCAGCUGGCAACACUCUCUGCUUCUGAACUGUACAGCAUUGCAUUUGGCUCCAGCAGUGACAUCAUGGUCAUAUCCAUGGUGGUGAUUAGUUUUAUUGUACGGGUUUCCCUGGUCUGGUUGGUGCCGAUACUAAGCAUUUGCAUGAGUACUUGUGCAAAUGCUUCGAUACUAAAACCAAUACCUUCAAGCAGGCCCAGACUCUGGCCAUAGGCACACCAGUCUGAAGUACCACAUUUCCGCCUGAAGAAAGUUCAGAAUAUUAAGAUGUGGCUUUCUCUUCGAUCAUACUUGAAGCGCCGAGGCCCUCAGCGUUCUGUUGAUGUAAUCGUUUCAUCAGCUUUCUUAUUGACUAUAUCAGUAGUAUUCAUAUGCUGUGCACAGCUUCUACAUAUUCAUGAAACGUUUCUGGAUUGUCACUACAACUGGGAACUAGUAAUCUGGUGCAUUUCCUUAACACUCUUUUUAUUGAGAUUUGUUACACUUGGAUCAGAAACCAGCAAAAAAUAUAGCAAUACCUCAAUAUUGUUGACCGAACAGAUCAAUUUGUACUUGAAAAUGGAAAAGAAGCCAAACAAGAAAGAAGAGCUGACGCUAGUCAACAAUGUAUUAAAAUUAGCUACUAAGUUGCUGAAGGAGCUGGAUAGUCCCUUUAGGUUAUAUGGUCUGACUAUGAAUCCUCUGCUUUACAACAUCACCCAGGUGGUCAUCUUGUCUGCCGUGUCUGGUGUCAUUAGUGAUCUACUGGGAUUUAAUCUCAAGGU
Molecule: messenger RNA, 2269 nt
Organism: Staurois parvus
Lineage: Eukaryota; Metazoa; Chordata; Amphibia; Anura; Ranidae
Source: the annotation of a GenBank genome assembly